AUGCGUUGCGCUACCAUCCUCUCUGGCCUGGCCCUUGCCGCCUUCACAUCUGCCCUCCCUACCGCUGUUGAUGUCAAGCGUGAGGCUGCUCCUCAGCUCUUGAGCCUGGGUUUGAGCGCGGACGUUGAGGCCGACGUGUGCCUCAACCUGGGACUCGGAGUCAACAUCGACCUCGAGGCCAACGUUGCCCUCGGUCUUCAGCUCAACGUCGACAUCGACGUUGAUGUCUCCCUCUGGGCCACCCUCGACCUCCUCGCACAGAUCCAGGCCAACAUCACUGCCCUGGCCUCUGUGGACGUCUCCGCAGACGUCGAUCUCUCCGUUGAGAUCACCGCCACCAUCAACGCUCUGAUCGAACUCUCCGUCCAGCUCCAGGCUGCCGUCAGCAUCGUGGACACUGUCAGCCUCAACAUCUCUGCCCUCGUUGAGCUGGUUGCCACCCUCAACGCCCAGAUCACUGCCAUUGACGUAAACACAAUCACCUCCGACGUUCUUGCUACCCAGGUCUCCACCAUCAGGAAGACUGUCAACAAGAGCACCGCUACUACCCUCUCUGGUUACAAGACCUACUAG
Ramularia collo-cygni is the source of this 573-nucleotide messenger RNA. RefSeq lists its product as uncharacterized. The record is from RefSeq and is a predicted model, not a curated record. NCBI's taxonomy places the organism in Eukaryota, Fungi, Ascomycota, Dothideomycetes, Mycosphaerellales, Mycosphaerellaceae. The coding region runs from base 1 to 573 and encodes 190 amino acids. The transcript has a single exon.